Xyrauchen texanus (razorback sucker) is the source of this 3169-nucleotide messenger RNA. RefSeq lists its product as uncharacterized. The coding region runs from base 1392 to 2084 and encodes 230 amino acids. The transcript is spliced from 5 exons. The record is from RefSeq and is a predicted model, not a curated record. NCBI's taxonomy places the organism in Eukaryota, Metazoa, Chordata, Actinopteri, Cypriniformes, Catostomidae.
CGCGCAUCAGCCAUUUUAAGUUGUUUGUUCGGCGAGGAUCGCUUGUUAUUUUCCCGACAAACACAGAUCUAAGGCCCGAAACGCUCGAAAGAACGCUCGAAAGACAUUUCACCGUUUCCCUCCAUCAUUAUGGGUCCACCACGAUGCAGAUCCCACCGUCUGUCACCUGAGAGAACGGAGGAUUUCGGUCGGUUUGUCAGUUUAUCUUGACAUGGCAUUCGGGUGUGUGACGACUGUGGAAAAGCUCGAAAACAAACGAAUACCAUCUAGCUAAACCUCCGCCGAGGAGGGAUCAAGCCGGGCUGGUUUUUUGCACUGAUAUCGGUGUAUUAAGACGUGAGUUUCUUGUUAGGAUCGUUUUGCAGUACUAGCUCGGAUCGCAACGGGCUAGGAAGAAAACUCGAGAAAAUGAGACACAAUAGUUAGCCAGUUAGCCAGCCACGCAUGAAAGCCAGUCUCCGCUAUCAUCGAGAUACAUAAAGCAAAAACAAAAUGUAACCGUCAGACCUUCGAUUCAUAUUAGCUUGACUGAUCUUGUAGAUUUAAAAUCAUAUAGGACCCGAAAGAGAUGUAGCUCCCUUCAACCAGGUUGUCAGUUAGUGGCAAAAGUGUGUAUUCAGCUAGGCUAGCAUUAGUUUGCUAGCCAGCCACAAAAUAAAAGCCUCGAAAUGGCACUCAACUGUGGCAGGACAGUUCAUAUGUCCAUUUUAUGCCCUUAAAUCCAAAAAUGUCCAGCAAACUCCGUGUUCUUACUCGAUGCCAAGAUCUCAUGGCAUCUGUAUUUCUCUGCCAUGGUUGUCUUUCUCACCUGUCGUUCAGAUGUGCUUUUAUGAGACUGGUUAUUAUACAAAAACAUGGAUACAAACCAGAAGAAUCGAUCCUGGAAGAGACUUUCAAAAGUCCGCAACAAUAGUCAAGUCUCUUUGUCAGCUUUUUAGAUACAGUUAAACUAGGUUUAUUUAACUAAAGCAAGAGAUUUGACCCCUUUCACAAACAAACACGUCCACAAAUCUGUUUGUAUGGAUUUUCAGUGUAGCAGGCAUUUGUGUCACCCGUCUAAUUUUCAUUGCUAAAACACAGUCGACCAUAUAACAAUUUAAUAUUUGGAUUGGGUCGUGUUAUAUGAGUGGUUUCCUUUAGUUCAAAAAACAGAUGUAAAGCAAGAAUACAUUGCAAAUGUACAUGGUUCAUGUGCGUUACCCACAUUGAUCUGAAAAUGAUGAUUUGUUUUUGCAAAAUGUAUUCCUUAAUUCAAAUUAGUAUAUGCUGCAGGUAGUGCUUGGUUAUAGUUUUCUUUAGUUUUGAAAAGUCACUUAGUUACUGUCAGGAUAACAUAAAGAGUGAGAAAAAUAAAACAGUCUGCAUAAGGAAUAUUAUUACUGUCAGUAACAAUGGGAGACACAAAUUCUCGAAGGAAUCAAACGAGAAAUCGACUCCGAGCCCAGCUACGAAAGAAAAGAGAAUCUCUGGCUGAUCAGUUUGACUUCAAAAUCUACAUUGCCUUCGUAUUCAAGGAAAAGAGAAAGAAGUCCGCGCUCUUCGAAGUAGCUGAGGUGGUCCCUGUGAUGACCAACAACUAUGAGGAAAAUAUCCUUAAAGGUGUGAAGGAUUCAAGCUACUCUUUAGAGAGUUCUUUAGAACUUCUCCAGAAAGAUGUUGUGCAGUUGCAUGCGCCUCGUUACCAGUCAAUGCGUAGAGAUGUGAUAGGUUGUACCCAGGAGAUGGACUUCAUCCUUUGGCCCCGCAACGAUAUUGAGAAGAUUGUCUGUCUCCUUUUCUCCAGAUGGAAAGGGGCUGAACAUGAAUCAUUCAGGCCUGUUCAGGCCAAAUUUGAAUUUCACCACGCAGACUAUGAGAAACAGUUUUUGCAUGCUGUUGGUCGGAAGGACAAGGCUGGCAUGGUUAUAAACAACCCUAAUCAGUCUGUCUUUCUCUUCAUGGACAGACAGCACUUACAGACUACAAAAACCAAGCUCACAGUUUUCAAGUUGUGCAGCCUCUGUCUCUACCUGCCACAGGACCAGCUCACCUGUUGGGGGGUUGGAGACAUCGAGGACCACCUCCGUCCAUACUUGCCUGACUAGUAGAAACGCAUGGAAGACACCCUUCAAUCUAGACAUCCCUCAGUUGAAUAGAAUUGAACUUGUGCUUGGAACUCUCCUUUUUGUUAACCACUCAUUUUCAUCUUGAGAUUAAUUUAGUUUUUUUUUAACCCCUCCAACCAAUCUUGGUUUGGUUCACCUCAUUUACCCUCUGUUUGAUAAUUUUUUUUUAAUUUUUUUUUUUAACUUCCAUGAACAUUGAUUUUGAGUGGUUGUUUUCUUGGAGCUGCACCGUCAAUAAUACCAGAUACAAAAGGAACUCUACGUUAAGGAAAAAAAAAUCUACAAAAUAUGAAGGAAAAAAAUGGAAACCAAUGACAGAUGUCUCUUAAAUGUGUUCCUCUUGUGUUGGAAUGGCUUUAACAUCAGUGUCAUGAGGGAUAGCUAUAUUGUCUCUAUUAUUGGGGAAAUUAUAGUACUAGGGAUUUCAUGAGUAAUGACAACCAGUGACAGGGCUUGGGUAGACUUCCUCUAAAGGCUUCUAUUUAGAAGGUGAUCAGUAGAACUAAUUUGGUGUAAGCAUUGCUUCUCAUUCUGUGGUACUGCUGGACAAUUUAAUUUGUGUUAUUCCUUGCCUAUAAUAUGACAGACCUUAUUUUGAUAUAUUUUAUAAUAUCUGGAGGUGUGGGGGGUAAACAUGUCUAAGAACGUUGACAAACUCGUGUCUGGUGGAGGAAUUCUGAUGCAUUUUUUUUCUUCUUGGUGUUGAGAUGGUAAUUGUCACCAAUCAAUCACUAUAUACAUAAAAGCUUCUGAUAACGGAUUAAAUCUUUGGUGGGGAGUAUGUGAUGGGAGACAAGCUCAUGUACCUAAUAAGAAAUUUUGUGGCGAUCUCAAAAUGGAUAAUUAGUUCUGUUUUUCUUUUAUAGAUAACCCUGUUCUGUGACUGAGUACUAAUUAUAGCAGUGCUUGGGGACUUGGUAUCUGUAAGCCAUCUUCGUUGGGUCAUAUGGUAUAAAAUCAUUAUUUAUUUCCCACUUUGAAAUUUUCAGUCAGCAAAGGGAAAGGUGUAUAUUUUGUCUUUGUACCCAUUGUUUGAAAUAAACAGCUGAACAUAUCCUAAAAAA